AUGGAAUCAAUUUCUACGAUGGGAAGUCCUAAGGUCUUAAAUGAAACUUUCUUACCAAAUGGCAGAAAUUACAUCAAAGGCACCAAUAAGCUUACAGUUGGCAUAAUUGGAAGUGGGGACUUUGCUAAAUCCUUGACAACUAGGCUUAUCAGGUGUGGGUUUCAUGUAGUAAUAGGAAGCAGAAACCCUAAAUUUGUGGCGGAAUUCUUUCCCCAUGUUGUUGAUGUCACUCACCAUGAAGAUGCUAUUGCAAAAGCAGACAUUAUUUUUAUCGCUAUACGCAGAGAACAUUAUGCAGCUUUGUGGGACCUUAAGCCUCUACUUGUUGGUAAAAUCCUUGUAGAUGUCAGCAACAACAUGAAAAUUAACCAGUAUCCAGAAUCUAAUGCGGAAUACCUGGCAUCCCUUUUUCCAGAUUCCUUUGUUGUUAAAGGAUUCAAUGUUAUUUCAGCAUGGGCAUUACAAGUAGGACCAAAAGAUGCAAGCAGACAGGUUUACAUAUGCAGUAACAGCAUUCAAGCUCGACAUCAGGUUAUUGAACUUGCUCGUCAGCUCAGUUUUAUUCCUAUUGAUUUGGGCACUUUAUCAUCUGCAAGGGAAAUUGAAAAUUUACCUCUUCAGUUGUUCACACUCUGGAAAGGACCAGUGAUAGUGGCUGUUGGCCUAGCCACCUUCUUUUUUAUAUAUUCCUUUAUUAGAGAUGUAAUACAUCCUUAUGUGAGAAACCAUCAGAGUGAUUUUUAUAAGAUUCCCAUUGAGAUUGUGAACAAGACAUUGCCAGUUGUUGCAAUUACUUUAUUAUCUCUAGUAUAUUUAUCAGGGCUCCUGGCAGCUGCUUAUCAACUUUAUUAUGGUACUAAAUACAAAUUGUUUCCAUCCUGGUUAGAGAACUGGUUGCAAUGUAGAAAGCAGCUUGGAUUACUUAGUUUUUUCUUUGCAACAGUUCAUGUUGUUUACAGCCUUUGCUUGCCUAUGAGGAGGUCAGAACGAUAUCUAUUUUUAAAUACAGCUUAUCAACAGGUCCAUGAAAAUAUUGAAAAUUCCUGGAAUGAGGAAGAAGUAUGGCGAAUUGAAAUGUACGUCUCUUUUGGAAUAAUGAGCCUUGGGCUGCUUUCUUUGUUGGCUGUGACUUCCAUUCCAUCAGUAAACAGAUCAUUAAACUGGAGGGAAUUCAGCUUUAUUCAGUCUACACUUGGAUACGUCGCUCUUCUCAUAAGUACUUUCCAUGUAUUAAUUUAUGGAUGGAAAAGAGCCUUUGAAGAAGAAUGCUACAGAUUCUACACACCACCAAAUUUUGUUCUUGCACUUGUCUUGCCUUGUGUGGUAAUUCUGGGUAAGAUAAUUUUGCUUCUACCAUGUAUAAAUAGGAAACUGAGAAAGAUCAGAAAAGGAUGGGAAAAAAGACAAUUUAUACAAGAUGGAAAUGGAUCUGAUCCAUAUCCCUCACCAGAAAGAAUUACAGUCAUGUAACAAUGAAAAUAUUACCA
This is a messenger RNA of Pseudonaja textilis, 1487 nucleotides long. Its product is annotated as metalloreductase STEAP2. Lineage: Eukaryota; Metazoa; Chordata; Lepidosauria; Squamata; Elapidae. The record is from RefSeq and is a predicted model, not a curated record. Gene Ontology annotation, biological process: copper ion import. Gene Ontology annotation, cellular component: endosome; plasma membrane. Gene Ontology annotation, molecular function: cupric reductase (NADH) activity; ferric-chelate reductase (NADPH) activity.